Molecule: messenger RNA, 3924 nt
Organism: Zingiber officinale
Lineage: Eukaryota; Viridiplantae; Streptophyta; Magnoliopsida; Zingiberales; Zingiberaceae
Product: protein FAR1-RELATED SEQUENCE 5-like
Exons: 2
Coding region: 173-2611 (812 amino acids)
Biological process (GO): regulation of DNA-templated transcription
Molecular function (GO): zinc ion binding
Source: RefSeq, a predicted model, not a curated record
AAUACCUCACGACCAGAAUUGGAAGGCGAUCCCUUCCAACACCACUUGUAGGGUUUCUGCUACCGCUCCAUCCGCCAUUCUUUGCUUCGAAUCCUCCCCCCGCAACUUCGCCAAGCGCGGGAGCUUUCGACAGAAUCAAUCAAUCUGCGAUUCUCAGCUACAAGACAAGAGAAUGGAAGAGUUAGCAUUGAGUGAUCCUGUUGCGGAGGCUGCUGGAGAAGCCAAUUGGCUGCCGAAAAUAGAUAUGGAAUUCAAGACGGAUGAGGACGCAUAUCAAUUUUACAACAAUUACGCUAAGAUAUCAGGAUUCAGCGUUCGGAAAGCUUGGAUUAAUCGCCGUGCUUCAGGAGUUGUUAUAUCGAGGACGUACGUCUGCUACAAAGAAGGUUUUCAAGGGAACAAGAGAGAUGACAGCGAUGUGAAGAAACCCAGGCAAAAUGAGCGAACUGGUUGCCUUGCUCAUUUGACUAUCAAACUUACUGAUAGAGGGAGCUACAGGAUUAGUGAGUUCCACCCAAUGCACAAUCAUGAGCUUGUAGCACCUACUAUAUCUCACACGUUAAAGUCCCACAGAGCUCCAAAAAAGUCACGUUCUGCAGUUACCGGAGUGAUGGCAUCGCAGAAGGCGAAGAUCGAAUAUUUGGUCAGGCAAGCUGGAGGAUACAAAAAAGUCACAUUUUUCUCCAUCGAAGAUGCUGCUAACAAGAGUUGGGCACCAAAAGUCGACAUGGAGUUUGAGAAUGAUGAGAAGGCUUAUCAAUUCUAUAAUGACUAUGCCAAAAGAAUUGGAUUUGAUGUAAGAAAGGCUUGGAUUAACCGUAAAUCUUCAGGUGUGAUCAUAUCCAGGACAUAUGUUUGCUAUAAACAAGGAUUUCAUGGGAACAAGAAGAAUGGGAAUCAGGUGCAACAACAUCGCAUGCGAUCUAGCGAGAGAACAGGUUGUCAUGCUCGUAUGACCAUCAAACUUGCUAAGAAUGGUCGAUAUCGGGUGAGUGAAUUUCACCCAUACCACAACCAUGAGUUGGUAAAUGCACGAACAGCUCACACUUUAAAAUCACACAGAACUGUUAAUAGGGUUCAGUGUACUGAAGCAGCAGAGGACUCCAAAAUGGAACCAAAAGUUAAAGAUGAGUGCUUGAAUCAACUAAUUGUCAGUGAACAGAGCAAUCUUCCUUCUUCCCUCUGUCGGAAUUACUUACAUGCUAAGCGUAAGGUUGUUCCAAAGGUAGGAGAUGUAGGAGCCAUGUUGCAGUACAUGCAACAAAGACAAGUUGAUGAUCCAGCAUUUUAUUAUUCCAUACAGCUUGAUAAAGAAGAUCAGCUAACAUGUUUUUUCUGGAGGGAUGGGAGAUCUGCUGUUGAUUAUCAAUACUUUGGUGAUGUAGUCUGUUUUGAUACAUCAUAUAAGAUAGAUAAUUACGGGAGACCCAUGUCAAUAUUCUAUGGUGUGAAUCAUCAUAAGCAACUUGUUGUUUUUGGUGCAGCAUUGGUUUAUGAUGAUACUGAAGAAUCUUUCAAAUGGUUGUUUGAGAAUUUCAAGAGUGCUAUGAAUGAAAUGGUUCCGAGUGUGGUCCUGACAGAUCAAGAUGUUGCAAUUACUAAAGCUCUUGAUCUAGUUUGGCCUGGUACACAACACCUAACAUGUGUAUGGCAUGUGUACCAAAAUGCAACAAAAUACCUGGCUCAGGUUUUUCAAGGUUCGAGGACAUUUGCAUCUGAUUUUCGCAAAUGUCUCUAUGAUUGUGAGGAUGUUCAAGAGUUUGUCUCAGAAUGGAUAAAGAUGCUGGAAAAGUAUGAGCUCAAAGAUAAUGUAUGGCUGAAGAAAUUAUUUGAUGAUAGGGACAAUUGGUCAGUGGCAUGUCGACGAGAUAUGUUCUGUGCAGACAUGAGUAGCAUUCAAUGUGUGGAAAGCUUGAAUGCCAUGCUAAAGGAACACCUGAGACUAGAAAAUGAUCUCACACAAUUCCUUGAACAAUAUGAAAGAAUGUUAUAUGAGCGAAGAUAUGCAGAAUUAACAGCUGACUAUCAUGCUAUUGAGAGUAACUCGAUAGUAGCUUCUUCAAGAAUGUUGAGACAAGCUGCAAAUAUAUAUACACCAGCAGUCUUUGACAUGUUUCAAAAGGAGUUUGAGUUGUCUUUUGAUUGCAUGGUAUAUAAUUCUGGUAUGGUAGAGACAACCUAUGAAUACAAGGUUACAUCAGAGGGAAGCCUGAAGGUUCAUUUGGUAAGAUUUAACCCUCUUGAUAGCACACUGUCAUGCAGUUGUAAAAAAUUUGAGUUUGUGGGCAUCCAAUGUCGUCAUGUGAUGAAAGCACUUGAUGUUACAAAUAUCAAAGAGCUUCCACCAAAAUAUUUCUUAAAGAGGUGGAGGAAAGAUGCCAAAGUUGUCUCCUUGAGAGACUUGCGUGGGCUUGCCACUUAUAAUGAACUUAAGUCAGCCAAAGUCAAACGCUUCAGAUCCCUGUGUCAUAUUUUUGGUGUAGUUGCAACAAAGGCUUCUGAGACCAUCGAGGGAUACAGAUUUAUUGAAAACCAAUCAGAUCAGUUGUUGGCCAAUGUGUAUGCAAUUUUACAAACAAGACCAGAAGAACCACAAUUUGGUGAAAUAUAAUUGUUUUUGCUCAUGCACAAUUUGAGCUUCAUGUUUAAAAUUCUUAACUCGGUAGAUAUAUUUACUUCAACUAACGCAGAUAUCUUCAGAGUUGGCCAGGUAUUUAUUUUUUCCAGAAGCUUUUUCUAAAUCAUUUAUAUUGAGGUAACCUGUGAGUAUGCUUGCUAACAGUCCUUGGGACACUUCUCCCUUACCAUGGAGGUGUGUGCACCCAAGCAGGAUAGUAUAAUGAGGGUUUGAUCCCCAUUUAUGGCUUCAAUGUAUGAAUUUUAGUGUUGUAAUCUUAGUUAUAUGUCACCUUUUUUUACUUCUCAUGGAUAUAACAAUUUUACUCGUGUCUUUAAACUACCAGUUGAAUAUUCACGAGACUCUAGUUCUAAGGGAUACCUUCAACACCUUCAGAUAUCGUCUAUUUACUUUAUCUACUACCCUCACUGAUUCCAGUUAUAUUUUAGAAUUCAAAGCUGUUGUGAUUCUCUAUGAAGCAAUAUAUUAUCCCGUUUGGUUUGAUGCAUCUAAAAGCUGAUUUACGUGCAGGAAAGAUGAAUUGUCUUUCACGGUAGCAGUUAGUUCCUUAAUCAACCUGAACUUGUGAUCAAUAACUUGGCAUACCCCUCAUUGAAUUAUGUCCAUUUCAUAUGCGUUGCGAUCCUGGCCUGAUACAAAUGCUUGUUUCAUUUGAUGUGUUGAUGUAAUCUAAGCUCACAAUCUUACUGGAUUUUGCAGCCUAACAUUUUGCUCUCUCAGCAUUAAGCUGUUGCACGUCUCUACAAUAUGGACUGGGUGUCUAGGAAUUAGUAUCUUUUAACUAGUUCCACAUUUCUGUGGAUGCCAGAGGUAUAAUAAUACAUGUUUUUUUUCUGGAUUCUUGACAAUUUGUCCCAAUUCUGAAAGUCUAUAAAAUCAAGCUUUGUUCAGAUGUUACAGUAUUUUUCUUCCCCACGAGCAUAGGUACUCGGGUGGUAGAUUACCAUAAGAGAGCAGGGAUUGAAUCUUCGGAAGAAUGAUUUCUUGGGAAAUAAAAUCUCUCCCAUCUAAAGAGACACCGCUUAUCUCCCUUCCAAAUCUCCCUUCCAAAUGCCUUAAGUGGAUGUGGAGGGGCGGUGAUGAGCGCAUCAUCUUUUAGCCACAAGUAUUUAAUAUUAUUCUCUCCUAUCAAAAAUGUCUUCUUGAUCAAUCUCUCUAAUUACUUGUUCUAUCAAAAUUCAGAAGUGGAUUCUUGAUUACAAAGCAUGACGUUGGAACAGGAAUUUGACUGGGAUGUGACAUGCUUCAAUCUCAACAUUGAGUUAUCACCAGCCUGAUGCAAUAAA